CGGUGAUGUUCCUGAGCAUCCAGUCGCUGAAGCCCGCCUGAAGAAACAGCAGGUGGCGCCAUGGCCCGCGCGGGCAUGGCUCGGUGGCGGGCCAAGAACAGCUCCGGACCUGCUGAGGGCGGGGACGAGGUGCAGCGAUCGCUGGAGCUGCUGGACCGCGUGCUGUCAGAGUUCGACGACCUGGAGAACGGCAACGCGACGGCGGCGGCGGCGGCUGGGGCGGUGGCGGCCGGUCCACCCAGCAAGGCCGCGGCAGCGGCGGCUUCCAGCGUCGGAGGUUCCCCGCAGCCUCCCGAGGGCCUGCCCGGGGGCGGCGCCGCCGAUGACGGGGGCGGCGCGGCCGACGCGGACGGCGACGCCGAAGGCGACGGGGGCGGCGCGGCGCGCGUGCCCGAGAGCCCGCUCGGCCACCAGUCGGAGGACGACGGCUACAUGAGCAUGAACGGCCGCCGGCCCGCCAAGCUCGCGCUCGAUCUGCCACUCGCCCCCGCCUCCGCCGCCGCCCCCGCACAGCCGGCCGCCCCCGGCGGUGUGGCGGCCUCGGCGGCACACCCACCGCCGCCUCCCGAGGAGGCUGAGCGCAUCAUUUCUACGCUGCUACCCAGAUUGUCGCCGGGCAGCUGCGCAGCACUGGGCCGGCGGCCGGUGCGGCCAUUCCUGCUGUCGGGCUGCGGCGGCAGCCAGGAGGCGCUGAGCGGCGCCGCCAACGGCUGCAGGGUCACCACCGCCACACAGACCACGCUGCCGAAGACGCGCGUGGCGGGCCAGCUGAGCGUGUCCUCGCUGCGCUUCUCGUCGCUGCCGCCCGACUCGGCGCUGCAGCGCGCCGCCCGCCGCCUGCCGCCGCGCACCGUGCCGGGGGCGUGCGCCGCCGAGAGGCACCGCGAGGUGCGACGCCGCCGCAACGACGACAACUUCUCCGACGACUCGCUCGAGUCGGAGCCCGUGGGGCCGCCGGCCAGGGAGAGCGACCGCGCCGACGGGGCGGCCGCGGGGCUGCCGCCGCCCCCGCCGCCCACGUCGCCGGCGCCGCCCCCGGCGCCCUCCCCCAGUCCCAGCCCCGGCGCCUCCCGCCGGCCGCAGCGGCCGCCCGUCGCCUGGGAGGUAGCGCUGCACGACCAGCCCGGCAGCACGAGGGUCGUCGGCCGACGGCGCCGCCGCUCCGCCGAUCACAUUGCGUCCGGACAGCGCGGUCGCGGCCGUGUGGUGGUGGAGCGGCGCGCCGCCAGCACCGAGGACGACUCGGCGUCGGCGUCGGCGUCCGCGUCGGCGACGCCGUCGAGCGACGGCGGCACGCCCGAGUGGCCGCGGGCGCGCGCGCUGCCGGCGCACGGCACGUACGUCAUCCGCAAGGGGCGGCGGCGAGAGGCGCUGCCGCUGCAGCUGCAGCUGCCGCAGGUGCCGCCGCCGCCCGCGCUCGCCUCCGCCUCCUCCGCCGCCGGCGACAGCGAGUCCUCGCCGCCCAGCGGGGAGCUCAAGCGCUGCAGCUCCACCUUCGACAACAUACGCUCCCUGCUCAACGAGGGCCGCCUCGAGGGGCUGGACGAGCCGCCGCCCGACUUCCUGCCGCCGGCGCCGCCCGCGCUGGUGCGCGUCGUGUCGCUGCCCAGCCUGCCCGUGGAGCCGCCGCCGCUCGAGCGGUCGCGCUCCGACGGACACCGCCUGUCGCGCCUGCACGAGCUCGCCGUCACGCUCGAGGAGGACGACGACGACGACGCCGCGGACGUCGCCGCCGCCGCCGCCGCCGCCGGCGCCACUGUCCUCAACGGGCGCCGCUCGCCGCAUCCGGAGGCCGCAGCUGCAGCAGCCUCAGCGGAGCCCGAAGGCGAGCUGGCGUCCCCGAGCGGCAGCCGCGACGGGUACUGGCGGCGCGACGACGCGGAGUGCUCCAGCGUGGACGAGGCGGAGGGUGCGACCGGUGGCGGCGGCGGCGGAGGCGGAGGCGGAGGCGGCUGUUACUUCCUGCGGGGCCGCGGGCACGGCGACGCGCCCUCCGGAGGGCAGGCAGUGUCCGACGUAGAGAACAAGCGACGCCUCAGCCAGUGCGAGGAGGCCAUCCGCUGCAUCAUAGAGGGAGACCGCCGCCCGGAUUCCGACGCCGAGCUGCUCUUCCCGCUGGCCAACGGCAAGGAAGAGAGCCUCGACUUCUCUGACGCGGACGAUCGGCGAGCGACCAGCCAGAGCGAGGAACUCAGCUCGUGCAACAGCCUCGACGUGCCGGCCAGCUCCAGCCGCGAGGACAUGCUGGCCGACUCCAGCCUGGACGAGGAGGCACUCACGGGCAGGGAGGUGGGAUCGCGAAGUGCGCUGCGCGCCAGGCGGGGCGCCGAUGUGGAUCGCGUCAGGGUGCGCGACGGGGACCCCGGCUACCGGCGAUUCGCCCUCGACGGGGAGCGCUCGCCGCACGACGGCCUGGACGACGGGCUGCCCGAGGCGUCCAGCGCCGACCACGACGCCGACGUCAGCAGCCUCAACAGCACCGACAUCAACGGGAAGCUCAGCCAGGAGGACAGCCUCGAGGUGACCCCCAGCCCCAGCCACGACGAGGGCGUCAACUGCUGCAGCACGGUGACGGUGUCGGCGGACCUGGAAUUUCCGCCACUGCCGCCGUCCCCCGUGGAGGAGGCGGAGGACGAAUACUCGGAGAUCCUGCCGGGGCUGCCGGGCGCGCGCAAGGCCGACCCGCCCAAGGAAGAGGCCGCCUCUUGCCAGCAGCAGCCGCCCCCGCCGCCCCCGCACCAGCACCAGCACCCCCACCCGCCCGACGUGCCGUGCGAGCGCCGCACGCUGCCCCCGGAGCUGCCGCCGCACCGGCGGCCGCGCGCCUACGCGCCGCGCUCCCCCGCGGCGCCCUCGCCGGCGCCGGCGCCGGCGCCGGGCGGCCUGCAGACGUCGUGCUCGCUGCCCGAGACGCCCAUCUUCGCGCGCGGCUCGGGCUUCGACGUGCCGCGCACGCCCCUGCGCCGCGGCGCGCCGCUGCUGCCCGAGCUGCCGGCCGGCGGGCCGGGCCGCGGCUGGUACCCCCGGCACCGCGCGCGCCCCGCCUCCUCGGAGCACCUGGACCGCCUGGGGCCCGCCGGCUCGGCCGCCGGCGCCCACCACCACCACCACGCGCACCACCACCCGCCCUGGGACGCGGCGCGCAAGCCCACCACGCUGCCGCCCAACCUCUCCCCCAAGUUCUUCCACCGCUCGCCGCGGGAGGCGCUGCGCCGCGUCACCAGCCUCCUCAUCCGCAAGGGAAGCAGCAGCAAAGAAUCCAAGAAGGAACAACUAUCGCCGACAGGUCUUGGCAUGGGCAGCGAGUCGCGGCACAAGCGCGGUUUCUUCCGCAGCCUGUGGAAGCGGUCGCGGCACUACUCGCUGGAGCAGCAGUAGCAGUCGGCCGGCGCGGGCCCCUGCGGCUCGCGCCAGUUCGAGGACGCUCUGGAGGACGACGCGCUGCCGCCGCCGCCGCCCCGGCGCAGGGUGCUGUCGUGGUGCGGCGCCGAGUAGCCGUCCGCGCAGGGGCUCCAGAGGGUCCGUGCAGGCACAGGCAGCCGCAGUCCAGCUACUCCGUGUCUUCAGCUACUGCCGCCACCGGACACUGGGUGACAGGUGCCUCUCAGCAUCGAGAAAUACGAUAAAGUGCUACGAUGAAAACUUUUUGGGGACCAGGCAGUACUGUGACCGUGUGUCGGCGUGUCUUGUACUAUAUUUGACGUGAUACCAAUAUGACAACAUAUGUGAGAGUUUGGGAAGGGCACUUGACGGCUCUUGCUGUUACAAUCCGUAACUUUUGUGCCAUUAUAAAACGUCUGCAACAAGUCGGGCUUUAACCUUAGGGAACCAGAGUAUCCAUCAACGGCAUAGCAGGACGGAACUGUUCAUUUCCAAAUGAACAAUUGUCAGAAACUGCCUGCAGGUGUUUCUGUUGAGAAAGCCCUUCCUUGAAAGUGCAGUUUAUUGGACUGAUUUUUGUAAAUGGCUAAUCGAAUUAUUGGGAGGCCCGCACGCUUUCUCACUUGCAGCUAAUGCAAAUGAAAGGACCAGCCAGUACAAACUGCGCACAGGGCUUGACAAUUUCCCUCUCGCUCGUUGUAGAUGCACGAAUGAAAACACGAUAUUGUAGGCAAAAGUAUAAACAUUUCAUGGUCGAUGUUGUCCUUACACAUGCAGACUGCAAAUAGCUUUAAGGGCCUUAAUAUUUCGGACAAAAUUUCUCUUGCAGUCGUGAGGCGCAUUUGAAGAUCAUACGCAGCGUACUGAAUACGUCUUAUCAUAUCUAGACAGAACAAAAUGUGUGACUGAUGCCAACAGCGCAUACAGCCAGCACUAGAGAUGCGUUAUAGAAAAAGGGCGUCUUUUUUUUUCUUUCUUUCUUUCUUUUUUCAUUGCUUCUCGGGAGAGAAGAAAAUUACGGGUGGUAGGAUGUUAUGCUUAGUGUUCCAUUUUUCAUUUCCCCUGGUCACACGAGCAGAUUUAUCUGUUCAAAGCACAGCAUGGGACAAUCCUAUCGCCAUGUACACACUUCGCUUCGUAUUCUCCGAUAAAAGGAGACAUUACUUGCAGAGCGCAGCUUUGAAUAUCCUCCAACAUCUUUAUCCGAGAGCCUCGCUAAUGCGCAAGCAGAAGCUCUUGCGUUCAGCUGCAGCAGUCUGGUGUCAAUUGUAGUUAAUCUGAUCCUAUGUUUCAACCGAAUUCGGGUUUUCGUGUAAACGGUACAGUGGAAUAUCAGCUUCUUCCCAUUCUGUUUGUACGCUCUGCAAAGUGUCCAUAAACGUAGGGAUAUCAAGAACAGUGUCCUGCAGAGUUUCUGUGUAGAGACGAAAGUAUGUUUGUGCACAUGUGGCGACUCUGUAAGGCCGAGCAGACAUGCUGCACUUCCGACGUAACGACUUGUACAUAGCGACGUGAUUCGUGUAGGGAGAUCACAGCAGCCAGACGGCUGCUAGCAACUAAUCUCUAUUUGCGCUGUAUUAUUGCUUACAGUAAGCUAGUCCCGGUGACCUGGCAAACUACGGCGGGAGUUCUUCGUCCCUCUUCGUUGCCGAAGAGAGAACAUCAAGGGCCACCGCACGGCGUGGACUAGAGGUGCGUGAUACGCACUAACCGCGCCGCGAUGCGAAUCGGUGUACAGUUAAUCCUGAUCGCCAAGGGACAGCACCGUACAUAUGUGUGUGCGUGUGUGUAAAAUUAACAGUUUCAAUUAACUUUCAAUGUCAGGUUUUUAUCUUUAAUAAGAGUGAUACCACAGACUUUUUUGUGAAUAAUAAUGCACGCCAGCGCGUGUGGCGAUAUAUUUUGCAGUAGCGGUAGUCCCGGUCGGGUGUGUCUGAAAGCGACGACAGGUUGUUUUUUAUUGCGUAUUCGUUGUGGAGCUUUGUAUUCGUAUCCGCGUCACUUUUGAAUUGCCUUAACACGUAAAAAAAAAGUUUUCACAUUUUCACACAACAUAGUAGGAGAAACAGGCAGAGUACCACCACUACCCAGUUAUUGUACUAACCAAAACGCACAAUAUGUAAGCUGCCACUGCCCAGGCCGCUGGGAAUAAUGCUUUUAUACGUACAUUAAUGCUGGUGAAUGUUCUUAGCUUAGGUUAUAUUUUCACGACUUUGAAAAUAAAACAAUGUAAAUGUGCCCUCGCGUAGAAUUGAAAAAGGUUCAAAGAAAAAUUGUGAUGGUUUCCAUGGGACUUUGUAAAAAUUCGUGGAGUCUCUGGGAAGCGAACAGCGAGAAGAGUCGGGGAUAAAGAAAGUAAUUUCUGCUAACGCUUCUCUAAUGUGUCAAUAUGUUCAUGAUAUUAUUAUUAUUAUUAUUAUUAUUAUUAUUAUUAUACUGACAAUAUCGAACAACUUAAAACUGUUUCAUUGCAAAAAAAAAGAGCAAGCUUCAUUUGUCAUAACAACAAAAUGCGGGGAACGAAGAACAAGGAAAUAUUGCGAUUUGAGACUUCAAAUUUAGCUUUUGUUUCUAGCGUUGUCAGUUUCAAUGCUUUCGCUUCCCAUGAGACUCUACAGCACUGUACAGCUGUAAAGAAAGGAAUGGUUUUGCUUGUACACAACUCAGCUGCUGGAGAGCACAGCAGUGGCAAGUCAAUAAAGGAGUACCAACUA
This is a messenger RNA of Schistocerca americana (American grasshopper), 6095 nucleotides long. RefSeq names its product Holliday junction resolvase MOC1, chloroplastic. The record is from RefSeq and is a predicted model, not a curated record. Gene Ontology annotation, cellular component: actin filament; cytoplasm. Bases 61 to 3378 code for a protein of 1105 amino acids. The transcript is spliced from 11 exons. Lineage: Eukaryota; Metazoa; Arthropoda; Insecta; Orthoptera; Acrididae. Gene Ontology annotation, biological process: actin filament polymerization. Gene Ontology annotation, molecular function: microtubule binding; actin binding.